Molecule: messenger RNA, 1179 nt
Organism: Rhodotorula toruloides NP11
Lineage: Eukaryota; Fungi; Basidiomycota; Microbotryomycetes; Sporidiobolales; Sporidiobolaceae
Exons: 5
Coding region: 1-1179 (392 amino acids)
Source: RefSeq, a predicted model, not a curated record
AUGGCCUUCCUCAGCAAGCCGACUAUCCUUUUCAUCUCUCUCAACGUCCUUCGCCUUCUCAGCGUCGUUGCGAUCUGCCUCGUCUUCGCUGGCGAGAUCUACACCAUCGACCGCGACAUCAAGGGCAUGCACGCGGUCGCUGCCGCUUCUUCCUCGUCCGCUCCUCCUUCGACGACCGCCUCUCUUCGCAUCACCCGGCGGUCUGCCGUCAUUGAGCCGCUCUUCGCCUCUUCUACGAUCGACAAUCCCCUCACCGCUCUAGCACGUCCAACAACCCCUCCCGUACGGUUCGAGAAGGUCCACCGCGCGCUCCAACGUCGCCUAGCGCACGAAGAUGUCCUCUCCAAGCGCGAGCACAUCACUUCCUCCACGCUGGCAGUGACGGCCGGGAAGAAGGCGACGAGUACGGCGGCGAGUCCGACGGCCACCAGCGUCAACUCGCCUGUUUCGCCUUCGACGCCUGCGGCGGCUGGUGCGCAGCAGAGUUGCUCGUAUGUUGGGCGGACGAGUAUCCCGAAAGGCGCGGGAGGAGCGUUGUUCUCGACUCUCGAGCGUAUCUUCGCAGCCCUCAUCCUCAUCCUCUCACUCAUCUCCGAGUUCCCGCCCCCUUUCGCCCCUCUCUCCCGACCUGCACGCCUCCUCACCCGCUUCUGGGCCGCCUUCUUCCCUCCCUUUGGCGAAGAAUACGGAGUCGGCGUGCUCGGUGCGGUGCAGGUCUUUAUCGCGUGUCAGGUGUUGAGUCACUGGACAACCGGAUGGGUCCAGGUGUCGGCCUGGCUGCUCUUCCUCGUCGGGAUCUUCAACUUCCUCGCCGGUCUCGCCUUUGGUUCGCGCCUCAAAGUCCUCCGCUCGCUCUCACAAGACUCGACCACCCCUUCCGCGAAACGCCGUCUCCGCCUCGCAGCCGAACCCGUCUCGCCCUCGAUCUAUGUCGAAGACGAUUCCGGCGUCGCGCACUCGCACGCUUACGAACAAUUCGAUGCCGCUCCUCCCGCCAAGACGGAGGAGAAGUCGAAGAGGCGGUCGUUCCUCCCUUUCACGGGCGGGUCGAAGAACGGAGCAAAGAGGAGCGCGAGCAGGAACGGGCCGAACGGAAUCGUGAUUUCGGGACCGAUGAUGGCGCAGAAGCAGGCUGGAGGGGUGAAUGCGCCGCCGCCUGUUUACCAGCUGGGUCGGUAG